Dacryopinax primogenitus is the source of this 2619-nucleotide messenger RNA. RefSeq lists its product as uncharacterized. NCBI's taxonomy places the organism in Eukaryota, Fungi, Basidiomycota, Dacrymycetes, Dacrymycetales, Dacrymycetaceae. The record is from RefSeq and is a predicted model, not a curated record. The transcript is spliced from 8 exons. Gene Ontology annotation, biological process: regulation of DNA-templated transcription; DNA-templated transcription. The coding region runs from base 78 to 2480 and encodes 800 amino acids. Gene Ontology annotation, molecular function: zinc ion binding; DNA binding; DNA-binding transcription factor activity, RNA polymerase II-specific.
CCAGUCCACACUAACCAAGAAUUCAUUCAGCACCCAACAUACAGUGGACUUGGGGAUACACCUGACAUCAUAUCGCAAUGACCACUCAUCCUCUCUUCCCGCGCUCACCAAUCAAAACAUUAACUACCAAUGGUCACGCUGCCGUUGAGAAAGCCCGUAGACGACCUGCUUUAUCUUGCGCAGAAUGUCGUCGAUUGAAGCUCAAAUGCGAUCGGGUUUGGCCUUGUGGACAGUGCAAGAAGCGUGGAUGUGCACAAAUCUGUCCAGAUGGACACCUUGUUCCUGGCAAGGGGAACAGAUUUAUUCUUGCGAACACCGAGGAGCUGCAUGAUCGCAUCGACGCCCUAGAGGAGGCUCUUCAAAAGACAGUUCCAGGUCACCCCCUCCUCAAAGCUAGUCUAUAUCCAUAUCGGACGAGCCCCGUGGAGACCUCCCCUCAUGCAUCGUCAGCAGGCAACUCCUCCGGGACGGCUGGCAGCUCGAGUCCUGGCAGCAUGCACUCUCAUCCAGAAGAUCUCAUCGAUAAUAUUGGAACCCUCGCCGUGGGCGAUGAUGGUCAUUACAAGUACUUCGGCAAUGGCGCCGGUAGUGAGUUCUUCGCACCGGAGGAGGCUGGAUCUCCUUUCUCUCCAUCAUCCCUACCUUCCCCAGUGUCAACGAGUUUGAGCCUCUUUGCUGGCACCGGCCCAACUCAGAGCAAGCAACAACUUUGCGCAUACCUUCCACCAGUCGACGAAGCUCGCGCGCUCUGCAACAACUUCUUCCAGCACGCGGCGUGGCUAUAUGACGUGGUGAACCAGCAGCAGUUCGAGAACGAGAUUUUUGUGCCGACUUUCUACGGAAAUACUACACCUUCGGCACACCGUCUUUCUUUGCUCUUCAUGAUUCUUGCUGUGGGGGCACUCUUCGACCUGUCUCGUCCGCUUCACAACCCACAAGCGGAUCAGUUCUACGAAGUUGCCCAGGAAUGCCUGCGUUGCGACGGAGGUGCAUAUUCCAAUACCACCCUGCCCGCGAUUCAGGCCGUCCAGCUCAUGACGCACUACGUCUCGAACUCGCCACGCAAGACAGACGCGGAAACUGGCUGGGCACAACUCGGUGUCCUCAUCAAGCUUGCUCAGAGUAUGGGUCUGCAUCGUGAUGCUGCUCGAUGGGACUUCCCGCCCGAGGAGCUCGAGAUGCGCCGCAAGGUCUUCUGGGAGAUCCACACCCAUGAAGUCUACACAGCUCUUUGCUUUGGUAGGCCCUACUCGAUGCAUCGUUCGCACAUCGAUUGUGCGCUACCGAACGAUCCUACCGCUCGGAUGAACCCGGAUGGCAGUGUCGGAUUUGGAUUCCAUACAAUCAAGUAUUUCCUCUGUGACAAAGUCAUGCGGAUCAUCGACGAGGUCUUUUGUGUUACUCCCCCUAGCUACGAUACGAUUCUCGCUCUCGACCGCGACAUUCGUGAUUUCCAGAAGACCCUCGUGCCUGAAUAUUUGCGCGAGCCUGAAGAUGGACACCACCCAGUGGAUGAAGAUGUUACGACCCUACUUCAGAGACAAGUGAUCACCUGUUUCCUGAAUGAGGCGCUGUUGUACCUUCAUCGUGGCUGCUUUACGCGGGCGAUUGUCGAGAAUCCGUCGGACCCUACCGCGACUCGCUUCUCACCCAGUUUUGUCGCAACCCACCGUUCUAGCUGCACUAUCAUCCGUGCUGUGCUUGACCUUGCGCUGCUGCAACCUGCGCUAGUGAAGCGUCUUUCUGUCUACUGGUUCCAUGCCUUCUCUGCCGCUGUUGUCCUUGCCACCAUCUGUAUCCGGUCACCGCGUUGUGCGCUUGCCCCUUCUGCCUUCCGUGAUCUUACAGCAGCAUGCGAUUUCUUUGCUGCGGCUGAGCCUCAGAGUCGUGUUGCCCAGGGCCUGCCUCUCCUCCAGCGUCUCCACGCGAAGGCCGUGCGCGCGAUGGCUGAAGCUGGCUUCAUGGCGGACCCUGGUCUCGUUCAGGACAUGUCGUCCGACGAUGAGCAGGAGCUCAACACUCCGGGGCCUACCAUCAAGAAAGAGUCUCCGGACGAAUGUGCAUUGCUGGGCUACCGCACACGGCUUGAUCGAACAUCUCCGCCUCGCUCCCGUGAUGGACCUUUGAGGCUAAACGGAAACCCUCUGGUCAACAUUGAUGCCCUUGACUGGUCAAGCAUCGUUCAACCGCCCCAGCCCAACCCUCGGCCAUUCACGAACGCGCACCCGUCUCUUCUCGAAUACUUGCAGAGCUUCAACAACAUGCAAUCCCAGCCGACCGCCAUGUCCACUUUCAACCAGCAGACUUACAACAUGGAGCCAUAUACAACUCGUAGUGACUUGUCUGUCCAGCAGCCGUACCUGGACUCGUACGGACAGAUAAGCCCUCAGCAGCAGUCUGCUUUCUCGUUCACCCCCACUCCUUCGGUCGAGGUUACUUCUUGGGAAAACUACAUCACGUUUGGGCGUCAAGAAGCUUGAUCUCGAGCCGGUCUUUGACUUUCGUUUCACUCUCCUCAUUGCGGGCACGGUUAAUCAUAUGCUUGUGUUCUCGGUCGGACUACUUUACAGCACGGGUGCGAUCGCACAAUUACACCACGUCAUGUUCACACCUGUACUA